Cuscuta epithymum is the source of this 2023-nucleotide messenger RNA. NCBI's taxonomy places the organism in Eukaryota, Viridiplantae, Streptophyta, Magnoliopsida, Solanales, Convolvulaceae. The record is from the annotation of a GenBank genome assembly.
UUAUUAUUAUUAUUAUUUUUACUAAUCUUUUUUAUUCGCUCCAAUCCUUUGAUGUCCUCGCAAUUGCACUCUACUCAAUCAAACAGCUUCGAUACAUGGCUUGCAUGAGGCUUGGCUCUAAAUCUGAGGCAUUUCACCGUGAAGGUCAAUCCUGGCACUGCACGUCAGGCCUUCCAAGUGAUGUUACAAUUGAAAUCGGAGAAAUGUCUUUUCAUUUUCACAAGUUCCCAUUGCUUUCGAGAAGUGGGCUAUUGGACAAGCUGAUAAGAGAAUCAACAACAACUAGCAAUGAGGAUGGAGCAAUGUGCAUUUUGCAACUUGGGGACAUACCUGGAGGUGCUAAAGCAUUUGAGCUAGUGGCUAAAUUCUGCUACAACAUCAAAAUAGAGCUCACCCCUUCCAACAUUGUGAGCGUCAGGUGUGCGGCAGAUUACCUUCAAAUGAGUGAGGAGUACGGAGAGGGGAACUUGAUCCUACAGGCAGAGGUGUUCCUCAACGAAGUCUUUGGGAGCUGGACUGAUACCAUUAAAGCUUUGGAAACAUGUGAAGAAGUCCUGACACAUGCUGAGGAUCUUCACAUUGUGUCCAGAUGCAUAAACUCCUUGGCAAUGAAAGCGUGUUCAGAUUCAACUCUGCUGAACUGGCCAGUGGCAGAGGCGGCAGACGUAUGGAAUGGAAUAAGCAGCAGCACUGCAAGGCCGCUGCUGCCAGGUGAUGACUGGUGGUUUGAAGACGUGUGCUUCAUCAGCUUACCAUUCUUCAAGCGAUUCAUCGGAGCGAUUGAGGAAGCGGGGAUGAACUCAGAGCACAUUGCAAGAUCCCUGGUGUACUACGCAAAGAAAUAUAUCCCCUUGAUGAACAGGCAAGCGAGCUUCAAGGAUGCCAGCCAGGCAAAGUCGAGCUCGAAGAUUGCGACGCCUUCAGAGACAGACCAAAAGGCACUUCUGGAAGAGAUAGUGGAGCUGCUGACGAGGCAGAAAGGGGUUGUGGAAACGAGGUUUCUGCUCCGGCUUCUGCGCACUGCGAUGAUGUUGCAGACGAGCCAAACAUGUCGGGACAGCUUGGAGAGAAGGGUGGGGAUGCAGCUGGACCAGGCCUCCCUGGAUGACCUCUUGAUACCAAACAUCGGCUACUCCGCUGAGACCUUGUACGACAUUGACUGCUUCCAUAGGAUUCUUGAUCACUUCUUGUUGUUCACGGAGCAGCAGGCUUCGGCCGCUGCCACUCCGACAACGACCAUCAUGGCGGCGGAGGAAGAGCAGUUGAUGGCGGAAAACGCAGAUCAUCCCUUGACCUGUUCCUCAAUUACUACGGCAGCGGGCGGCAACAGCAGUAGGGUUGCCAAUUUGGUGGACUCUUACCUUGCAGAGGUGGCACCGGAUGCCAAUCUCAAGUUCACCAAGUUUCAGUCCCUCGCGAUAGCAAUCCCUGAUUAUGCAAGACCACUUUCGGAUGGCAUCUACCGCGCAAUCGACAUUUAUCUCAAGGCACACCCGUGGCUUACGGAUUCAGAGAGAGAGCAGAUGUGCAGGCUAAUGAACUGCCAGAAAUUAUCACUUGAGGCAAGCACGCACGCAGCACAGAAUGAGAGGUUGCCACUGAGGGUGAUUGUUCAGGUCUUAUUCUUUGAGCAGCUCCGCCUCCGCACCUCCAUUUCUGGAUGGUUCUUCGUUUCAGAGCACCCCCGCGCGGAGUACAAGGGGGCGAGCUUGGAGGAGAUGAGGCAGAGGGUUUGUGAUCUUGAAAAGGAGUGCGAGAGCGUGAGGGAGGAAGUGCAGAAGCUUGUGAAAGCUAAGCGGGGUUGGAACAUCUUCUCUAGACGAAAGCAGCAGCAUUCCAGGCCACCAAAGCCUUGCACUGCCCAACCCCACCCGCUUCACAAUUAAAAUCACUUCUGCUUUUACUUUUUGGAAUUCUUAUCCAUCAAUAAUCACUCAUACCUAAUCACACAAAUUCAUUGUAUCUCUCACUUUCUUAACCAAUUACUACGAACUAUAUUUCAUUAAAAAAACUACUAAUUCAA